This is a messenger RNA of Micropterus salmoides (largemouth bass), 2402 nucleotides long. RefSeq names its product tripartite motif containing 105 (gene trim105). The record is from RefSeq and is a predicted model, not a curated record. Gene Ontology annotation, molecular function: protein binding; metal ion binding. Lineage: Eukaryota; Metazoa; Chordata; Actinopteri; Centrarchiformes; Centrarchidae.
GCGUUUGUAGUUGGCACAUGCGCAGUACGCGCGUACGCCUUGUUCCCAAACAGCAGCCGAGGGCUCAGAGAGAGCAGAUGGAGGGACUUUGAAGUACUUGGCCGCACAUAUUUCUCCGAACAACAGACAACGCUUCUGCUUUCACUUCCUCAAUGUGAACAGGCUUGGGAAAGGGAAACUACCCAUCGCCAUGGCUGCUGCUGCUGCUGCUGCUGCAUCUACCAAAGGCAGCCUGAAAGAGGACCUGACAUGUGCCAUAUGCUGUGACCUUUUUCGGGAGCCUGUCAUGUUGGCCUGUAUGCACCACUUCUGCAAACCCUGCAUCUCCAGAUACUGGAGAGGAACUCAGGGCCCUGUAAGCUGCCCACAAUGCCGCAAGGAAUUCAACACCAAGCAGUUUCAAACUAACUACCUUGUGGCAGCCAUGGUGGAGAAGGUCAGAGCCACCACCUCGGACUCCUACAUCAAGAACCUAGAGAAACAACUGAAAGGGACUUUGGAGAGCCAUCGCCAGAAGAAGGAGGACUUCAUCAACGAUGUUCGCAGAGACAAAGACAAGAUGGAUACCAUAAAGAAAGUCGUGGCAGAUCUGCAGGCUUGCGUCAAAGGAGAAUUCAGAGUUCUACAUCAGAUCCUGCACGAGGAGGAGGCCUGCGUGCUGGAGCAGCUGAUGAGAGAGCAGGAGGAAGAGCUGGAGAAAGUCCAGCGCCACCUGGAGGCCACUGAGGUGGCUGUGAGGGAGCUUGAGGAAAAUACGAGAGCACUACGGCAGGCUAGUGCUGCCGCUGAGAACGGCGUACUGGCUGAGCUCCCACAGCUAAGACCGUGUGUGCAGGUGGAUAUUGCCCCGGAGUUUGACAUAAACGCUUUCAGCAACAAAUACAUGGCCCCGUUACAGUACAUCACAUGGAGAAGGAUGUUCAAAUCUUUGAGGCCAGGUCCUUCCCCAUUAACGUUUGAUGUUGACACAGCGCACCCAAGCAUCCAGGUCUCCCGUGACAAAACCGUGGCAGUUGAGUGUGACGUCAUGAUCCCACAUACGGACCACAACAAGCGUUUCCUCCAGUGUGUCAACAUUCUGGCCGCCCAGGGCUUCCAGACAGGCCGACACUACUGGGAGGUAGAAGUGGGCUCCAAACCCAAGUGGGACCUGGGCGUGGCCUCUGAGGCCGUAGGCCGGCGCACUCGGAUCAAGCUGAGCCCCGAAAGCGGCUACUGGACGCUGCGGCUGCGUAAUGGGAACGAGUACUCCGCCGGCACGCAGCCCUGGACCAGGCUGCACCUCGGUUCUUCCCCUCAGAGGUUCGGGGUGUUCUUGGACUGUGAGGAGAGGAGGGUGUCCUUCUACAACGAUGAUAUGAGUCUGCUCUACUCGUUCACCAACGGGCCGAGGGGCAAGGUAUUCCCCUUCUUCAGCCCGUGCAUUAGUGACAGCAGUCAGAAACCUCAGCCUAUUAAACUCCUCCACUACCCACCUGUCGCUCUGUGUGGCUAACAUGGGUGCAACCAAUAAAAGCUUUUCAGUAUUUAAGAGCUUAUUGAAUAAUAACUGUUAUUACUCAGCUGUUAAAGGAAAGUAACUAUUGUUAGCAUUAUAGUCCUGAAUCACAAGAGCUUAAAGUUUCAGACUGCUCUCUUGUUUUCCAUGCAUUAAUGAUCGCAUAUCACCAGAUGCUUCUGAUAUCUGAGUCUGAAAUGAACCUUAAAAGCCUUGUGUUGUACAAAUUCCCAUAUUCACCACAAUUUUGUUGUUAUUCAUUUUACAGGAACAGUCAACAGAAUACACAAAUGUUCAACCAUUUUGGGUCAAAUAUAGUGAGGUUUCGAUGCAUCAAAUACAUUUUAAGGCGUACUGGUGCUUCACUGUUCAACCAAAUAUCUUAAAGAGAUGGAGAUAGUUGACCUUUCAAAUGAUAAUAGGAAUAAUUACCUCUCAUCAAGUCAGACUAUCUUUAGCCUUGCUUGCACAGUUUACUGUGAGGUUUUAUAUUUGAUUAAAUGGAUCUUCAUGUUUUAUUUGUCUGAAAUGACACUGUUGCCUUUUUUUUAUUUUAGAUGCAUUUUCUGAUGAUUAACACCCACAUGUAACUUCACAGCAUGUUAGGAGCUCUUUAGCGGAUUUCUAGCUGCUCCUACUGAUUUAUCAUUAUUUGUACAUUAAUUUAUAUACAUGUGUCUUAAUUUGACAUAUAUGUGAUACAUUGCACACUCAUUGUUAAUUUUGUGGGAAAUUACUAAAAUGUAGUUCUGUGGGAUUCAGUCUAUGUAGCCUAUUUUACAUUGUUAUCAUUGGCAAUGUCAGUUACAUUUUUGAGAGAGAGUUCAUUGUAAAACCUGCUGAUGCAAACAAUAAACCAAAUCACUUUUUCUCUUUCUUAAAUAAACAUGGUCUUUGAUCAUUA